AUGAUAGAAUAAGAGCUAUAAUGUGCUAAUAAACACUAGAAACCUAUUCUUAGUGUAAUCUUUGAUAAUAAAUUUGUAAAAAAUCAAAAACUUUUAUGUCAUGAGUGCAUGGAAACUUAUACUUAAGAUGCUCGAAUUAUGGGAUUUAAAGCAGUUAACUAAAUGAUUGGAGAUAGUCAAAAACAAAAAAGAGAAUUUUUGGAAACCUUGAUAGAUAAUGAUUAAAAAAUAUUAAAAUAAAUUCAACUUUAUUUAGUAGGAUUGAGAUCCACUAUAAUUUAAGAAUUAGAUUCACUAGAUGAAAUCACAAAAUCUUGGAUUCGACAUAUGGAUAAAUUUAAAUCAGAUUAUUCUGCAUUUAGCUUCUUUGAAGAAUUAGAUAAAAUAAUAAGUUAUGGAUAAGAAAAAGUAAUUUAAAUAAAUAAAGAAAUAAUAUUUAAUGAAAUUAAAAAAAUUAAUAGUUCAUGGAGUAUUGAUUGUAAUAAUUAAUUAAAAAAAUUUAAUUAGUUUGAAGAUAGUUUGAAAUGUUAAGUUAGUUUAAAAGAUCUAAAAAUUUAAGAAUAGGACAAGCCUAUUUCUAGUUAAGAAGAAUUUUUGGGAAUGUUAGAUUCUACGUAUAAGGCUAUUAAAUGCAUUUUUAAUUAAUAAAUAUUAAAUACUAAAAAUGAACUAGUAUACAUAAAGCAUGUUUAAAAUGUUAUAAUAAAAUAAAAUCCUAUUGAAAAUUAAUAUGAUGAAUUCCAAAACAUUUUUUCACUUUUUAAAAGAGAAUUAUCUGAAACUUAACAAUUUAUAUUCUUAGACAAUAAUUAAUAAAAUUAAGGUUAUCUUAAAAUCUUUAGACAAGAUAUUUCUAAGAGAUUAGUACAUUCAAAUGAUUAACUACUUGAUAUGAAUUAAUUUUAUAAAGCAAAUUAUGAAAAGAUCUCAGAGAAUAGUAGAAGACUGAGUUCUUAUUCACCAAAAGAAAAUGGCUAUGAACAAUCAUUUAGUUAUAUUCAUAUUCGUUAUUCUCACGAAUAUGAAUAUUUUUUUAAGAAUUUUCCACAACAAUUUAAUCAAAUUAUGUUUGAUUACAAUGGUUGGAUAAAGCUUUACAAAGAGCUCUAUGAUUUAAUAAAACUAGAAAUUGGCAAUUCCUAAUAACAAAUAGAGUAUUUAGGAUAUUAAUCUAAUAAAAAUACUUAAAUUUCUAAUAAUUUUAUAAUCACAGAUACAAUGUAAAAGGUUCAAAACAACAUUAAGGUAAAAUAUAACAAUGAAUUUGCUAAAUUUGGAGUAAUUUUAUCUGAUAUUGGAGAAAGGUGCAUAUAUUAUUAUUCUAUGCUAAUUAUAUGGAUAUUUGUUUGUAGAAAGUAGGAAUUAAAACAUUAAAUAAUAGCAACAUUACAGAAAUUAUUAAACUGA
Messenger RNA from Paramecium pentaurelia, 1407 nucleotides. The record is from the annotation of a GenBank genome assembly. NCBI's taxonomy places the organism in Eukaryota, Ciliophora, Oligohymenophorea, Peniculida, Parameciidae.